AUGGGCUUCUUUAAGAACUAUCGUGUUUACAUCCUUACCACAGUGGCCUACUUGGGGUCACUGCUCUUUGGCUAUGAUACGGGUGUUAUGGGCAGUGUACUUGCCCUAGACAGUUUCAAGAAUGACUUUGGUCUCCCAACCGAAUCGAACGGGUUUGCCUCUGCACAGAAUGCUCAAGUAUCCAGCAAUGUGGUUUCCCUCUUGACAGCCGGCUGUUUCUUCGGUGCCAUCUUUGCUGCUCUACUCAACGACCGUCUGGGACGUCGCUAUUCUCUCAUGAUUUUCUCUUUGAUCUUCCUGGUCGGCGCAGCCCUCCAGGUCGGUGCCCAUCACGCCAUUGGGGUUAUCUACGCUGGUCGUGUCAUCGCUGGACUGGGAAUCGGUGGAAUGUCCAGUAUCACACCCGUAUUUGUCAGUGAAAAUUGCCCGCCUGAAACGCGAGGCCGUAUCGCGGGUCUUUUUCAAGAAUUCCUCGUCAUAGGAAGCACUUUCGCAUACUGGCUGGACUAUGGUGUCUCGUUGCGAAUUCCAAGCAGCACCAAGCAGUGGCGCGUUCCCGUGGCCGUUCAGCUGAUCCCUGGAGGACUGAUGUUGAUCGGCCUUUUCUUCCUCAAAGAGUCCCCUCGCUGGCUGAUGGGAAAGGGGCGUUACGAAGAAGCCCUCCAGUCCUUAGCAUACAUCAGAAACGAGUCUGCUACUAGUGAGAGUGUGCAAAAGGAAAUUGCUGAGAUCAAGGCAGCCAUUGACGAAGAAAAUUCCGCAAUGGAGGGCUUGACCUGGCGGGAAUUCCUGCAGAAAAGCAACCGCAACCGCUUUCUCUUCGGCUUUAUCCUCAUGUUCUGGCAGCAGUUCUCAGGAACAAACAGCAUUGGAUACUAUGCACCCCAGAUCUUCCAAACCAUCGGUCUUAGCGCGACCAACUCCUCACUCUUCGCCACUGGUGUCUACGGAACCGUCAAGGUAGUCGCAACUGGUAUCUUCCUGCUCGUCGGUAUCGAUCGAUGGGGACGAAAAGUUUCUCUCGUCGGAGGCAGUAUCUGGAUGGCAAGCAUGAUGUUCAUCAUCGCCGCGGUCCUUGCUACCCACCCACCCGACACAAACGCCACCGGUGUAUCCCAAGCCUCCAUAGCGAUGGUAGUCAUGAUCUACCUGUAUGUCAUCGGGUACAGUGCCUCAUGGGGCCCAACCCCCUGGGUUUAUCUAGGCGAAAUCUUCCCAACACGCCUACGUGCAUACGGAGUAGGGCUAGGAGCGACAUCACAAUGGCUGUUCAACUUCGUGAUUACCGAAGUGACACCCCAUGCCAUCAACAGCGUCGGCUGGCGCACGUUCAUCAUGUUCGGUGUAUUUUGCGUGGCGAUGGGUGUGUUCGUCUUCAUCUUUGCCAAGGAAACAAAGGGCCGCAGUCUUGAGGAGAUGGACAUUCUAUUCGGCGCAGCAGACGAAAAUAAACGACGUGCUGCUGUGGAGCAGACCUUAUACAAGCAUGAGGUGACACAUGCAGAGCGUGUCGACGAGGAGGCUGCUGUGCGUCAGGAGGGAAAUAAGAACUAG
Aspergillus wentii DTO 134E9 is the source of this 1554-nucleotide messenger RNA. RefSeq names its product sugar porter family MFS transporter. NCBI's taxonomy places the organism in Eukaryota, Fungi, Ascomycota, Eurotiomycetes, Eurotiales, Aspergillaceae. The record is from RefSeq and is a predicted model, not a curated record. Gene Ontology annotation, biological process: carbohydrate transport; transmembrane transport. Gene Ontology annotation, molecular function: carbohydrate:proton symporter activity. Gene Ontology annotation, cellular component: membrane. Bases 1 to 1554 code for a protein of 517 amino acids. The transcript is spliced from 3 exons.